This is a messenger RNA of Bombus huntii, 3283 nucleotides long. Its product is annotated as transmembrane protein 115. Lineage: Eukaryota; Metazoa; Arthropoda; Insecta; Hymenoptera; Apidae. Gene Ontology annotation, biological process: retrograde vesicle-mediated transport, Golgi to endoplasmic reticulum. The record is from RefSeq and is a predicted model, not a curated record. The transcript is spliced from 4 exons. Bases 6 to 1094 code for a protein of 362 amino acids. Gene Ontology annotation, cellular component: Golgi apparatus; membrane.
UAGAAAUGGCAGCAAUAAAGGGCCUGGGUAGAAAUAUCCCCUAUCUGAGGCAACAAUUUGCUGCCCUUUUAGGAAACACCAGUACUAGUGUUAAAUUCAUAUGCAUAGUCGUUCUGUUUUCCUAUUGCCUUUCUUUCUCCACGGAAACGGUACGUGUAUUGAGCGUAACACCAGGUUACCUACUGCCUCCAGUUUUUUGGAUUUGGACUGCAUUCACCUUCUGUUUCCUUGAGAUACAUUUCUGGGAAGUAUGCGUGGAUAUUGUGACAGUAGGUCUUUGUGGCAAAUUGAUCGAACCACUAUGGGGCGCGAUGGAAAUGAUGACUUUCUUUGCUAUCGUUAAUUUUGGCGUCGCUGUAUUAUCUGCUUUAUUUUAUUUAUUCCUUUAUAUGUGCACCAACGAUCCGGAUCUGCUAUUUGAUAUACACAUUCAUGGACUAACUGGAUAUAUAGCAGGUGUUGCAGUAGCUGUAAAACAAAUAAUGCCAGAUCAUAUUUUAGUUAAAACACCAAUUGGAAAGAUUACGAAUAGGAAUAUACCAUUAAUGGUAUGGGUUAUGGGAGUGAUAUUAUGGCUUUUUGGAUUAUUAGAAGGCACUCAUCCAACUAUGUUUCUUAGUGGUUUAUUAAUAUCGUGGAUAUAUCUUAGAUUCUAUCAAAAACAUAACAAUGGCACACGUGGUGAUAUGGCAGAUAAUUUCACAUUUGCAAGUUUCUUUCCAAAUGUCUUACAACCACCAAUAGCAGUUGUGAGUAACACGGUACAUGGCUUUUUUGUACGAGUUGGAAUUUGUAGAAAAGUAGUUAGAAGAUUUGACAUGUCCAAUGCCCCACCUGGUCUCAUUAUAAAUCUUCCUGGUAUCGAUCCACAUGAUAGUGAAAGAAGAAGGCAAAUAGCAUUAAAAGCCUUGAGUGAAAGAUUGAGCAAGGAUCAUGCAAAACCAUGGCAACAAGAAAGAGCUAAAAAACAUUCUCCAGUACCUCCUGCAGUUUCAAUCCCAAUUCCUGAUACUGCUACACCCAAGCCACUUGCAUCUCCUCUCAUUCCUCAAGUUAGUGUUAACAUACAUAAUCAUACUUCUACUAAUACGUGAUCACAUCAAAUAGACUGAUUUCAAAUACAUGCAUAAGUAUUUUAAGAAACUUCUAAAGAAAAUAUUAAUAAUAUGCAACAAUAUUGAUAAUAUGGCAAUGUUUCGUGAGAUAGUAAUUUUUAGUAAUAUACAUAUGUAAGCAAAGCGCGAUUAUAAAAAAGAAAAGAACAGCAAAGAAAGUACUUUCAGAUCUUUCUAAUUUGUAAUUAUACAGCCACAUCGAAAAAGCAUUUAUUUCUUAAUGUCUAUUGGUAAAUUCAAAGAACAAUAUGUAAUAUUCAAGCUGUGCCUUGGCGUUUAUAACUUUUAAUUAAUUUGUGUAUCCAACCUUAAAUCUGUUUUUAAACAUAUAAACGCCGAGUUGACUUGUUCUUUGAUAUUACCACAUACAAAAUGGCAUUUUAUACGGUAAAUAAAUUUAUAUAUAUUAACCAUAAUGCCAUAUUGCAGAUUGUACAUUAUAUAGUCUUUAGAAGAUUCUUAACAAGAAAUAUAGGAAAGCCGAUCUUUCUAGUUUGUGAUGAUAUUUUCCAAGAAAAUCGCGUUCUUUGUUACUAAGAAACUAUAAACUAUUUAUGUAACUGAGUAUUGUCGGUAAAAGAUAAAUAAUUAAAAUUUUUUUAACAAAUAUGUUGAAGGUCCUGAAAUACUGUAUAAGUGCAGCAAUGUUCCGUCGUUAAUAUUAUUCAGUAAUAGCUGGAAGGUAAAGAUACAUUACUAAUAACAAUGAAUGAAAAUAGACUGGUUUCCAGUGUAAUGUAAAAUAAUUUUACUAGAGACAGAUUUAAAUUUGGAAAAGGUUAUUACUUUAUCAACAUGUUUUAGGAAAUAUUUUAUACAAUCAGGAUUACAAUUAAAUAUUCUGUAUAGUGUAAAAUGUUAAUGUAGAAUACAUAUAGAUGUUGAAAUGAGAUGACGAUUAUAAAACACAAACAUUUUCAGCUUAUUUUAAAGUCAUACUUUAACAAAAAUUGUAGGACAAAAUGCUAACUUUUUACAUCAUGAAAAAUGAAGAGAUGAGUAUCAAAUGCAUUAUUUCUGUAGAUUUUAAGGCAAUUAUUUUAGGACACAGAGAACAAAUUUAACUUCAAUAAAUUAUUUUCAUAUUACUUCAAGCAAUAAUUAUAUUUAUAUCUGUACCUAAAUACCUAAUAUAGGUAUAUUAAAGAUUUUAUCUAAAUUAUAAAAUACAUGUAUAUUUUGAUUAAUACACAUGUAUUGCUUGUAUGCACAUAAAUUUAUAUUAUUUAUGUUCAUUGUGUAUUUUAUUAAUUUAUUCUACUAAUCUUGUCCUAUAUAGCUCAAAUAUAGUUAACAUAAUUCUUACUGCUUAUUAGGUACAGGUAUUUAAAAUAUAUUCAUUUAAUUACAUUGUAACACAAACAUUAUUUUCAUUUUAUAUCUGAUUUAUAUUUUCACACGUAACAUUCUUUCUUUACUUAAAACAAUGCAACAAUCAACUAUUGUGCCACAAACACAUGUUGCAAUUUUUUUCGCCAUCUAUUGAUAUUUUUAAACAAUUGUUAAAUAUUGAUUAUUAUAGUUUAAAAGUAAUUGUUUAAAAUUAUAUAUAUGUAUGAAAAGGUGAAUGGAAAGUAGUUCGUAUAAAUGUAUAGCAAUGUGGAUAAUAUUUGAUAUAUCAAUAGGUUGUAAAUACCAGGAGUGAUGUAAAACGUGAAGGGAUCAAGACACUAUAAUGAUGCAGUAAUUAUACAUAGAUAGAUACAUUAAUACAUGUGUGACGGAGUAAGAUUAAAAACUAUUUUCAUGUAUGGUUCAAAACUAUCCCUUAAGAAUGUAUGUUAUUCAUAUUUUGGCCUUCCACUUAAAGAUUACUGAUAAAAAAAUUUUUAAGUACUUUUAUUAUAAGAUUUUUAGUCAAUUAAUAUUUAUUAUAAAUAUUACUAGAAUUAAAAAGCGAAAGGCCAGAAUGGAGUGUAUGAACAAAUGAAUAUUUGUUAAUUUCAUUAAAUAUAUUAUAAGAGUCUAAUAUAAUAAUUACACAUUAUAUAUAUGUACAUGUUAUAUAUAAUGAGUUUUGUACAUAUGUUAAAAUCGUUACAGUCUGUACAAUAUUAAAUUUUACUAAAAAAAUACAUAUUUCCUAUUUUCCUAUACUGCUUGUAGGAUAAAAUUAUAACAAUUAACACUAGAUAUUCAAUACAUAAUAGAAAUACUUAUUUGAAAUA